Messenger RNA from Ornithorhynchus anatinus (platypus), 1617 nucleotides. It is a transcript of the gene RFXANK, whose product is annotated as regulatory factor X associated ankyrin containing protein. The transcript has 9 exons. NCBI's taxonomy places the organism in Eukaryota, Metazoa, Chordata, Mammalia, Monotremata, Ornithorhynchidae. Gene Ontology annotation, biological process: regulation of transcription by RNA polymerase II. Gene Ontology annotation, molecular function: protein binding. The record is from RefSeq and is a predicted model, not a curated record. Gene Ontology annotation, cellular component: nucleus. Bases 22 to 1026 code for a protein of 334 amino acids.
AGCUGCAUCUCCGGCUCCUCCAUGAGGGGGGUAGGAAGGGGCCGGGUCAGAGCGGGGAAGGAGGAAGAGAAGGCGGCGGAAACGGAGGAGAGCGGGGAGGCGGUGCAAGGCGCCCCUCUUUCCCCGCGGAAACCCGGGGCCGCGCGCCCAGAGUUCCGGUGUCGGGCAGGUUCCCCCCAAAGCAGCAAGGAGCAAGGGGUCGAAGCUGCUUUCAUGGAGGGGAAGGAGGAAGCCGCCGACUCCUGCUCUAAAGGUUCUGCUACUGCCAGCAGUCCCAGCCAAACCCAGGAGCUGUCUCCCACCGACCUCAGAGAAGCAAAGGAAACCCCUGGGGAUGACCCGGAUGACUCAGAAACCGUGAUGCUGCGUCUCCUCCCUUGCACCCCAGACCAAAUGAUUUCGGAUCUGGAUCCUGGCUUCUGCCCGCCAAAUAUGGGCAAUUCACUGAAGCACUCCACAACCCUGACAAAUCGGCAGCGGGGAAACGAGAUCUCAGCUCUGCCCGCCACGCUCGACUCUCUGUCCAUCCACCAAGUAGCUGCUCAGGGAGAACUGAACCAGUUGAAAGAAUAUCUUCGAAAAGGUGACAACUUGAUAAACAAACCGGACGAGCGCGGCUUCACCCCCCUGAUCUGGGCCUCCGCCUUUGGAGAGAUCGAGACGGUCCGCUACCUGCUGGAGCGGGGUGCCGACCCCCAUGUCUUGGCCAAGGAACGGGAGAGCGCCCUGUCGCUGGCUAGCACGGGCGGCUACACAGAUAUUGUGGUCAUGCUUCUGGAGCGGGAUGUCGACAUCAACAUCUAUGACUGGAAUGGGGGGACGCCUCUGCUGUAUGCCGUGCGGGGUAACCACGUGAAGUGUGUGGAAGCGUUACUGGCACGAGGGGCUGACUUGACGACCGAGGCGGAUUCAGGCUACACCCCAAUGGACCUCGCUGUGGCUCUGGGACACAAAAAAGUUCAACAGGUGAUCGAAAAUCACAUUCUCAAACUGUUCCAGAACAAGCUGCCUCCGGAGACGGCAUGAAGGUCACCCCCAACCUCUCCACGGCCUUAACCCUCUACGCUUUGGUUCACUACCUCUCACGGCAGGAGGCAGGCUGGCUGACUAGCUGGCCGGGAGCUCCGUUACUUUAGGGUGCUGGUUUCCAGGCAGGUCAGAGAAGAGCCCAAGACUCCAGAUUGGGUCUCUUGGCUCUGUCACCAGUACUAGAGGCUCCAUCCCUCGGGGACUGAGAGUCAAAGUCACCUCUCCGAGUGCAGAGUCUUGAGACUUGGAGGACCAGACUUCACUGCGACCAGAAAUAGGGCCCCUCCCUCCUUUCUCUUGUCCUCUCGGGAGCUCUGCAGCAGGGUGUGGACUGCCUUCAGUCAGAAGUGAGGUUCACCUGAAGGCCAAGUGGACAUCUUCUCUGGUCCUUGGCUAAGCAGUUCCCCCAGGCCUGGGAUCCAGUCUCUGCUGCUGGGCUUGGGAGGCAAGAGCCCUGCUAAUCUGCCAGGUUUAACACCGCUAGCUGAAUCCCUCCACCUUGUCUCCAGCUUCAGCCAGACACCCACUCGCCAGCUCCUGCUUCUUGGCCAACAGGGGCAGCGACAAAUAAAAUCAAACAUGCUCUUC